AUGGACGACCGCACAGAUCUCGUCUUUAUCAACGCGUCGAAUCCAACUCACUUCCGGGACCAGAAUGUCCGCCGCACCAUCCGCCGCCGUGCCAUGCGCGACAUCGGCAAAGCGCGUCGCAAAGCCAAGAACCCUCCUGCGGUGACCUUCACCUGGCAGCCAUUAGAGCCUCCUGUGCCCUGUCUCGACUCGUAUCCACGUCCCUGGCCUGGGGGUAUAGACUCCGAUCCACGGUCUCGCGAGUUGAUUCACUUCAUGCACGCCGACGCCGAGUACAAUUACCGGCCAUUCCGGAAAGUCUGGUUCGCAAUGGCCCUAUCAGACCAGAGCGCCUUUAUCCUGUGUAAAGCGAACGCAGCCAUGUUUCUUGAGAAAGCGCGACUGCGAGACGGAGACGAGUUUCGAUACGAGCACUGCGCAGAGACUCUGGGUUAUUAUGGCCAGUGCGUUAGGGAGGUUACGCGUCGUCUAUCGGAUCCGGUGGACUGUGUUAGUGAGGGCGUCUUUACUGCGAUUCUGGGGCUGAUUUGCCAUGAUCUUUAUGUCGGGACUCUGGACCGCUGGGCGUAUCAUAUCCGGGGACUGGCGAGGAUAGUCAGCAUGCGAGGAGGGAUUGGCGAUUUGGAUGCCAAUUUGCAGUUAUUUGCUUGCUGGUUUGAUGUCGUUGGAUCGGUGGCUCGAGAUUUACCACCGCAGAUGCCACCGGCUUCAGUGUACCUGGAUGGUCUGGCGACAUAUGCCGAGGGAAAACAAACAUGCGGUAUGAGGCUGGAUGGAAUUCUUGACGACAUCAGAAAUAUGCAAUCGUCAGAAGAUACGGAUAUAUACUGUCUUGUCGGAAUACUCGAACGAAUGGCUGCACUUGCGGGCUUCGUUAACGAACAUUCUUCACGAGAACCUGGAUUUUGGAAGAGCGAGGAUGACAUGCGUCCCCUUCGGCUUCUUGGCCCAGUUACGCAUGACCUACUAUCAAUGCCACGGGCUAAUCCAUGUACCUUCAAUGGCUUCCAGGUCAUCCGCGAGAUGGCGCGGCUUGUGAUUCUUAUACUCCUUGGCGGAGUGAAAACGAAGUAUGGAAUGAGUGCGCCCGAGAUAAAUACUCUGCAAACAAAACUUUCCACGCUGGUUUUAGUCACUGCAAAGAGACAGAUGGUUCUGCCGUUUCCGCUGCUGCAGCUUUGGUGUCUCGUCGUUGCAGCUUUAUUGGCAAGUGGCCCCGCGAGAAAAAUGUACGUGCAGGAGAUAUCUUCCCAUAUCAAGGGCAUAAAUAUCCCAGACGGAACAGGUGCAGUCGCGGCUGCGCGCGAUGUGAUAUGGAUUGAGGAUCUUGCAAGUGCAGACACUAUAUCAUUUCUCAUAUUCGACAUCGACAUGGUCUACACCGAUGAACAACGCUGA
This is a messenger RNA of Aspergillus puulaauensis, 1398 nucleotides long. RefSeq lists its product as uncharacterized. NCBI's taxonomy places the organism in Eukaryota, Fungi, Ascomycota, Eurotiomycetes, Eurotiales, Aspergillaceae. The transcript has 3 exons. The record is from RefSeq and is a predicted model, not a curated record. Bases 1 to 1398 code for a protein of 465 amino acids.